GCAGUAUAUGUUUGCUUCAAAAGUUUUAAAGAAAAUCAGAUCAAUGAAGUGGUGGCAGUCACUGUCUAAGCACCUGGAAGUGGAAUUUGUUGAAGGGCUCACCCAGCUUUUGACAGCAAUAGCCUGUUCUGCAGAUCAAGUUACAGUGAAGAUGAAGGUUCUUUCAUUCUGUCCUAACUCCGCAGUGAGCGCCUCUCUACCUAAUUUGAUCAUUUUCUUCAUUACUUAUCACAUUCACAAGCUGGAAUCAGCCCAGUUCAAUGUGACCGGUCCUGGUCACCCUGUCACUGCUGUUGUGGGUGAGGCCACUGUGUUACCCUGUCACCUGUCCGCCAGGAUAAGCGCUGUGAACAUGGAGGUGAGAUGGUUCCGAUCAGAGUUCCUUUCAUUUGUGCACCUGUAUCAGCAUGGGAAGGAUCAAUACGGGAACCAGAUGCCAGACUAUCGUGGAAGGACAGAGCUUUUGAAAGCUGGCAUCACGGAUGGGAAUGUUUCCUUGCAGAUUCUUAAUAUCAGACACUCAGAUGAAGGACAUUACAAAUGUUUUGUUCAAGAUGGUUCUUUUUAUGAAGAAGCCCCAUUGGAACUGAAGAUAGCAGCUUUGGGCUCCAAUCCUCUCAUCUCUGUGGAGAGCCACCAGGAUGGAGGGAUCUGGGUGGUUUGUCAAUCAUCUGGGUGGUACCCAGAGCCCAAGGUUCUGUGGAGAGAUCGCAGUGGGCAAGAAUUACCAUCACUCUCUGAAGCAAAAUCCCUAGGCGAUAGUGGCCUGUUUGAAACAGAAAAUUCUAUUAUUAUAAAAGAACAUUCAAAUCGGUACCUGUCCUGUUGGAUCAGGAACACCGUUCUCAAUCAAGAAAAGGAAUCAACAGUUUAUAUAGCAGAUUUCUUUUUCCCGAGGGUGAAUCCAUGGAUGGUGGCUCUGAGUGUGAUUCUCCCGGUUUUGUUUGGUUUCAUUGGCCUCACUGUUCAUCUAUUUAAAAUAAAAGGGAAACGUGAUACAGAAAUCGAUGAUCUUCAAAGAGAACUUGACUGGAGAAGAAACAUCGUCUUCCCAGGGCUGGGAAGUUCUGCGCCACCUGUACAAGAAGUGAAUGUGACUCUGGAUCCAGAUACAGCUUAUCCCCACCUCGUCCUGUCUGAGGAUCGGAAAAGUGUGAGACGGGGAGACACACGGCAGGAUCUGCCUGACAACCCUGAGAGAUUUGACACUGAGCCCUGUGUGCUGGGCUGUGAGGGAUUCACCUCGGGGAGACAUUGCUGGGAGGUGGAGGUGGGGGAUGGGCGAUUCUGGGCUGUAGGAGUGGCCAGAGAGUCUGUGGGGAGGAAGGGAUGGAUCAGCUUUAGCCCUGAGGGGGGGAUCUGGGCUGUGGGGCGAUGUAGGUGGUGGGGGGGUGAGUUCCAGGCUCUCACCUCCCCUGUGACCCCCCUGCCCCUGAGCCAGGUCCCCAGCAGGAUCCGGGUUUGUCUGGACUGUGACCGGGGGCAGGUGACAUUUAUCGAUGCUGGUGACGAGGCCCCGAUCUUCACUUUCCCGCCGGGCUCCGUCCCUGGGGAGAGAAUCCGACCCUGGCUCCAGGUGCUGGGGCCGGGAUCCCAGCUCAGACUGUGUCCCUGAGACAUGCAGCAGAGGCAGGAAUCGGAAAUCAGCCUCUCUAGCCUCAUGGACCCCAGUCUCUAUGAUCUUGGAGGACUGCUGUCCAGCCAGAACCUGGCUCCUCAUCUGUUUGGCCUCUGGAAGCUCCUCCCCCUCUUUGCAGCCCAGGGAGG
Messenger RNA from Mauremys mutica (yellowpond turtle), 1767 nucleotides. RefSeq names its product butyrophilin subfamily 1 member A1-like. The transcript is spliced from 10 exons. Gene Ontology annotation, molecular function: protein binding. Lineage: Eukaryota; Metazoa; Chordata; Testudines; Geoemydidae. The coding region runs from base 8 to 1615 and encodes 535 amino acids. The record is from RefSeq and is a predicted model, not a curated record.